CAACCAUGAUUCAACUCAAAACGUCAAAAUCAAAACAUAGUUUUGUAAAUCAAAUCGCAGAACCGUCGUUCUGAGCAUAAUCAUUGCAUUUUAUUACUACCUCCGCUCUUAAAUUCUCAUAAGGAAUGUUUGCGAAAGAAUUAUAAGUGCUCUUCAGGCAUGAAUGAAGAAACGCAGCCUUCCGCUUCUAUUUUUUCACGUUACAGGAGUCCAACAUUCAGUAGAAAUGAAGUUCAGACCUUAAUAAAUCUUAUUGAAAGACAUAAAUAUACAAUCCUUAAUAAAACCACGAACUCUGCUGUGAACCAGGCCAAAGAGCUUUCAUGGGAGAAGAUAACGAAAAUAUUUAACAGUAGGGGUUUUAAACAUGAAAGAAGUACAGAUUCUUUGAAGACUAAAUGGGAGAAUCUUAAAAAGGAUGCAAGGAAACUUGCUAAAAAUUUAGUAGAUGAUAACAACAGUUACAGUGAUCUGACUAGGCAAAUAGUGACUAUGAUGACUGAGGUUGAAACCAAUGGUUCCACAGAACAGAAUCAGAACAUGGAGGAUAAUCAAGAGUUUACUGAGCCUGUCUCUAAUGAUGAGAAAUUGAGUCAAAAUUUGAAAAUUAAGUCCUACUGGGAGAGUGCUGAAGACAAAGAUUCUGAUGAGUCAAAUGAUGGAAAUGAUGGUGAGAAAAGAAUGAACCGGUCCCUCAACUUCGCCCCACAAGAGUGUAGCCUGCUACUGGAAUGUGUCCGUAAGGAGAAGAAGUUUGUCUUCUCUAAAGAAUAUAACGCACACGCCAUUGGCUUGAAGAACAAAGCUUGGAAAAGGAUAUCAGAAGCCUUCAAUAGUAAGAGUCCCCAAAAGAGACCCCAGAAAGUAUUGCGCACUAAGUUUACUAAUAUGAAAAAAGUUGCUAAAGGCAUGGGUAUCAAAGAUGCUGUCAGGAAUUUCGAUAUGAAGAAUACGAAACAUGAAAAAUUGAUAAAUGAGAGCUCUAAGCCAAUCAAGUCGGAGCCUAUGUUCGAAAUGGAACUGGAGCUACACGGGCCCGAUGACGACGACCGCCACAACUCAGAUAGCAACCACUUCGCGCCCGACCCGCUUAGUACCGUUCUUAAUAGCGACUCAGGAAUAGGUUCAACACACUCGAGUUCUUGGAGUCAAGAUAAUAAAGAAGUAGCUAAUUUAAAAUUGAAAUUAUUAAAUUACAAAAUGGAGACCGCGAGACUAGAACGCCAAAGGCUAGAAGAAGCCGCUCGCUUAUCCGCCGCGACGCGCGAGUCGGACGCCAUCGCCGCCGCGCUUCGGCUCCGCGCGGCGCGCCUCGACGCGCUCGCGGCCGCCGCACGCCUGCCGCCCGCGCACCCCGCACUGCACUUCACCCCCGAGGAGCUCCCCGCCGAGAGAUACUUGCGACAGUAUGAGAAUACUUGAUGUUAGUACCUUUUUAUAUUGAUAUUUUAACAGUCAUUUAGGGAAAAAGAUACGAGGCACAAAAAUCUACUAUUAGCAUUCUUAACUUUUAAUGAAAGCCUAUCUUCCUAAAGCUUCAGGAAAAAGGAUACAAGGCUCGAAUGUUUGCCAUUAGAAUAUGAAUUUUCUUUUAAAAAGGAAAGUUAAUUUUAGAAAAUGGAUUCUGUUAAUUAUUACAUCCACUCGAAUGUUUUUCGAUCCGCGUUAUGAGUCGGCCCCGUAGAAAAACAUUAGAGUUAGGUACUAGAGGCUAUCUGAUCUCUGCGAGAGCUUAAAGCCGAAUAAGUUUAUGGCUGGUCCUUUUAAUAACAUUUACAACUCAAGGUCGGUUGCAUCAAACCGUCUGUCACCGUUAAAGCGUUCGUUAAAUUUAUUAACUGGGAAGUUCCAUAGAUGUUUGCAGCGUGACGAUGAUGUGUCGUUCGAAUGUGGUUAAUGCAACUGGCCCUAAAUCUGCAAAAAAAAAAUGACAGCUGGUUGAGAAUUGAGAUCGGUAAAGACAGACUCGGGGAUGAUAACAAAUAAGUAUGAUUUCAAAUCGAUAGUUUUGACCUCAAGUAUGCUUUCGAAUCAGCCUCUAGUUAUAUAAGUUUGACAGUGUAUUCUUAGCCUUUUAUUUUAGUUAUACCACCGAAGGAAUCUCAAAUGAAAAUACAAUAAUUUAGAUACGAAAAUUUGUAUAUUUUACUUACUUGCAUUUUACAUGAUGAUAAAUUAUAAUUCAAUAUUAAAAUUAAUAUUUUUAAAUA
Leguminivora glycinivorella is the source of this 2210-nucleotide messenger RNA. RefSeq lists its product as uncharacterized. The record is from RefSeq and is a predicted model, not a curated record. Bases 160 to 1422 code for a protein of 420 amino acids. The transcript has 9 exons. NCBI's taxonomy places the organism in Eukaryota, Metazoa, Arthropoda, Insecta, Lepidoptera, Tortricidae.